GGAAACACCUGGCAACGUCAUACGAACGGCAACGCUUCUAGCAGAAAUCUUUAGCCGCAAAGAAGAACUUUGUAACCAAAUCCUCGUCAGUAACUUUUUGAAACAUCACGUAAUAUGGCGACUACCGGUGAUAUUUCGUUUCCCGGCGAUGCUGAUAAAAAACAUUCUUGCUCGCUCAUGGAUUCUCUUGGUCUUAGUUGCAUGAAAGACUCUAAAAUGGCUUGCCCGAUAACAAUGGCGUCAGGUGCAAGCUACGGUCUUUUGGCUGUUAAUAUGUUCAGCCCAGACCUUAUGCACAAAGUCUCUCCGAAUCGUGAUCUCACAAACGUUUUGAUGGGCACAACUUUAGUUGGAGGUUCUCUGUAUUUGGCAUCGAGGCCCCAUUUGGCUGCAAUUAAGGACAAAAAGCAAAAAAUCCUUUUCAGUGUUUUUGGCUCAACCAUGUUCACAUUGGGUUCACUACUACUAUGGGCAAUGACACGAGUCCUUGUUCCUGACAACACCCCAGUUCGUGUAGUUGUUGCAGCAGGAACCAGUAUUGUCCUCCUCAAGACAGGUGUGGCUUACAUGGACCACAUCGAUGCUGAAAAGAAAUCCAAAUAGAUUCUUCUACCAUUUUGCAUGUAGAUAUUGUCUUGUCUACUCUUUAAUAGUCGUUUUCCAGCAUACAAAUUCGUCGUUCCA
This is a messenger RNA of Daphnia carinata, 684 nucleotides long. RefSeq lists its product as uncharacterized. The record is from RefSeq and is a predicted model, not a curated record. The transcript is spliced from 3 exons. Lineage: Eukaryota; Metazoa; Arthropoda; Branchiopoda; Diplostraca; Daphniidae. Bases 115 to 603 code for a protein of 162 amino acids.